Molecule: messenger RNA, 1116 nt
Organism: Aspergillus japonicus CBS 114.51
Lineage: Eukaryota; Fungi; Ascomycota; Eurotiomycetes; Eurotiales; Aspergillaceae
Product: J domain-containing protein
Exons: 3
Coding region: 1-1116 (371 amino acids)
Cellular component (GO): endoplasmic reticulum
Molecular function (GO): misfolded protein binding; protein-folding chaperone binding
Source: RefSeq, a predicted model, not a curated record
AUGGCGUCGCUUUUGUCUUAUAUGGGAUGGGCCGUCCUCCCAAAUUAUGCCACAUCGAUCGCGCAGAGUGUCUACUAUGGACUCACCAUUCGCGCGGGUGAACCUCGUCCUCAGCCAGGCACUCCUCGCUACGCCCGACAUCGCCGUCGCAUCUUUAUCUUGGUCGUGACCAGCUACCUUCUUUAUACGCUUUACGAGACCUUCCACCGGGUGCAAAUCGCAGGCGAUUUCUACAAGGCUCUUGGGGUCUCGCCCCUGGCUGACGAGCGAACCAUCAAGUCGCGCUUCCGCCGGCUGGCGGCCCAGCACCAUCCGGACAAGAUCGGCGCAGGUGACGGGCUGCGCUCCGACGGCUAUUUCGUCUAUCUGAAGCUGGCGCAAGAUACGUUGUUGGAUCCAGUCCGACGCUUUGCCUACGAUCGGUUCGGGCCGAGCAUGCUCGAAUGGGGAGAGAAGAAGACGAUGCAGGAAUUCAUGUUUGCUGGGUUGCAGCGAUCGGUCCCACAGUACAUCGGGGGUCUGGUGACCAUUAUGAUCUUACAUUUCACCUGGUGGUCCGAAUGGGGGCGCUAUGUAGGUUUUCCCGAAAUACUCUCCCUUGAACACCUCUGGCGCUUUUUUACCUUUGCAGCUCUCGUGAGCCUCGAGUUGGCACUGAUCACGCAUCCCAAGGCGUUGUUCUUUCCCGCAUCCUACCUCCCGGAUGCCGUGCAAGGACUAUUCGGCAUCUCCUCGACGAACUCCGGGUUCUAUCUGCUGCCGUUCCAGAUCCUAACGCUGGCCCAACGGGCCUCGGUGACGCUGCAUAUCUUCAUCUCGCAGGUCACCCCUCCGGAGAUCGGCCGACGGGCCUCGUCUAGCGCGGGGGAGCAAUUGCACCCGAAGACCAUGCAGCAAUUGGGACAGCUGCUGCAGUUGUCCCGGGCCACUGACGGCGAGGCGACUCAGUUACUGCAGCUGGGAUUUGCGCCGUUCAAGGGCGAUCGUGAGGGCGUGGCCACGCUGCGCAAGGGAAUGAAGGAAGGCUUGGUGCUGAGUAGCGUAAGAGCCAGCCCGGUGGUGCAGCAGGCUGUGGCGGAGGUGAUGCAGCGGAAGAAGCAGGGGAAGGCCGAUUGA